CCCCAUUUCUUCUCUCUCCCGUAAAUGCCACUCAUCCGCCUUCCCCAUACGCCCCAUCUCCCGACCUCUGCGCCCGCCCUAGCCGACCUCCUCCUCUCCCUCUCCGCCGCCCGCUCCCUCCCCAAAGGCCAGCAGCUCCACGCCCACCUCCUCAAGUCCGGCCUCCUUUCCUCGCCCGCCGCCGCCACCCGCCCCCUCUCCAACCACCUCAUCACCUUCUACGCCCGCUGCGGCCUCCCGGUCCUCUCGCGCACCGCCUUCGAUGACUCCCCCUCCCCCCGCCCUGCCGCUGCCUGGUCCGCCCUUCUUGCCUCUCUCGCUCAGAAUGGGCUCCCCCUCCCCGCCAUCGCCGCCUUCCGCUCCAUGCUCCUUUUCGCCAUCCCUCCCUCCGACCGCUCCCUCCCCUCCGCCGCUAAGGCCGCUGCAGCCCUUUCCUCUCCCUCCCUUGCCCGCUCCCUCCACGCCCUCGCCCUCAAGACCCCCUUCGCCGAGGGCGUCUUCGUCGGUUCCUCCCUCGUCGACAUGUACGCCAAGUCGGCACUCCUCGCGGAAGCCCGACGCCUGUUCGACCUCAUGCCCCAUCGCAACGUCGUCUCCUGGAGCGCCAUAAUCUACGGCUAUGCCGAAGCCGGCCUCGACCCUGACGCUCUCAGGCUGUUCAAGAUGGCACUCGCCGAACUCGAACCCCCCGGCGUCAACGAUUUCACCUACUCCUGCAUUAUCAGGGUCUGCAGCACCGCCACUCUCCUCGAGCUCGGCUCCAGCAUCCAUGCGCAUUGCUUCAAGACCAGCUUCGACUCUUCCCCCUUCGUCGGUAGCUCCCUCAUCUCACUCUAUUCUAAAUGUGGGAUCGUGGAAGAAGCUUACGAGUUGUUCGACCAGAUGCCCGACCGGAAUCUUGGCGCCUGGAAUGCUAUACUCAUCGCGUCGGCGCAGCAUGGCCAUAUCCACUUUGCGUUUCACCGCUUCCAAGAGAUGAAAGCAGCCGGCUUCUCCCCUAACUUCAUCACCUUCCUCUGUUUGCUCACCGCAUGCAGUCACGCGGGUCUCGUGGACGAGGGAAAACGCUAUUUCGCUUUGAUGUCUGAGUAUGGUAUCGAGCCAGGUGCCCAGCAUUACGCAGCAAUGGUCGAUCUUCUCAGCCGCGCCGGUCGCAUCACUGAGGCCGUCGCAUUCAUCGAGGAAAUGCCGAUCGACCCGACGGAAUCUGUGUGGGGCGCACUCAUCACCGGGUGCCGCAUCCACAAGGACGCCGACACCGCCGCGUAUGCAGCCACCAAACUAUUCGAAACGGGCUCUUCAAGCUCUGGUGCUCACAUGCUGCUGUCGAACGCAUAUGCCGCGGCAGGACGUUACGCGGAUGCAGCUCAAGCGAGGAAGGCGAUGCGGGAUCGAGGAGUGCGCAAGGAGACAGGUCUGAGCUGGUUAGAGACGGCGGGGAAAGUGCACACCUUCGUAUCGGGAGACCGGGGACACCCAAGGAGCGACGAGAUAUACGCGGUGUUGGAGGAGGUGGGGGAGAGGAUGGAGAAGGCCGGGUAUGUGCCGGACACAAGCCAGGUGCUGAGGGAUGUGGGCGGCGAAGAGAAGCGGGCGGCGAUAUGGUAUCACAGCGAGCGGCUGGCGAUAGGAUUGGGGUUGCUGGUGGUGCCGGAGGGGCAGCCCAUCAGAGUGAUGAAGAACCUGAGGGUGUGCGUGGAUUGCCACACGGCCAUCAAGUAUUUGUCGAAAUGCACCGGCCGGGCGAUCGUGCUGAGGGAUAACAAUCGUUUCCACCGGUUUGAGGAUGGCGCGUGCUCCUGUGGGGAUUACUGGUGAUGACCGGGUAAUAACCACUAACCCCUCGUUGUUCCUUACGGCUUUUUUUUUUUUUUUUUUGAAUAACAAUAGUUUAUUUGAUUGUUGAGUUAAACAGAAUGCUUUAGAUUUUGGUAACUGUUAGUACUUCGUGAUUUAAGUUAAGUUGCAAAAUUCUAUUGGCUUCUCGUUCUGGUAUCUUUUUUCCUGUUUGUCAUGUCAUUUUUAGUAAUAUAAUAUGUCAGAUUGGAUAUUAAUUGUAAUUACACAAAAGGAAGUACCUUCUAUUGGGCAAAGAAUAUAAACAUGCUUCAAACCAUGCAGAGAAUCUAAGCACGAGGAAACAAACUGCACCACAGUUUGAGACAAUUUCAAUAGGCAUAGAAAUGACAAUCAACAUACAUUGAAUUUACUUUCUUUCAGUGUUUUCCAACAACAGGUAGAACUUAAGAGACUUAUUUGGCGAAACAAAAUACAAAAUUUUGCUACCGGAAUAAGAGAAAAAUUGCAGAGUCCAACACCUUGGAUGCUAUGCUACAAUCAUCUAUUUCUCCAAAAUACUCCUUUUGGUCCCGAAAAAUAAAUAGAAGGAUUGUGAGGAUCCCAAGAACAAAACUUGGGGAAGACAUGUAUUCUUGUAAGAAAAAAAUAAA
Molecule: messenger RNA, 2450 nt
Organism: Musa acuminata AAA Group (dessert banana)
Lineage: Eukaryota; Viridiplantae; Streptophyta; Magnoliopsida; Zingiberales; Musaceae
Product: putative pentatricopeptide repeat-containing protein At5g52630
Exons: 1
Coding region: 25-1818 (597 amino acids)
Biological process (GO): RNA modification
Cellular component (GO): intracellular membrane-bounded organelle
Molecular function (GO): zinc ion binding; RNA binding; protein binding
Source: RefSeq, a predicted model, not a curated record